This is a messenger RNA of Galendromus occidentalis (western predatory mite), 1522 nucleotides long. RefSeq names its product zinc finger CCCH domain-containing protein 15 homolog. Lineage: Eukaryota; Metazoa; Arthropoda; Arachnida; Mesostigmata; Phytoseiidae. The record is from RefSeq and is a predicted model, not a curated record. The coding region runs from base 97 to 1305 and encodes 402 amino acids. The transcript has 5 exons. Gene Ontology annotation, biological process: cytoplasmic translation. Gene Ontology annotation, molecular function: metal ion binding; mRNA binding. Gene Ontology annotation, cellular component: cytosol.
AGACGGGCUAUGUGUUUCACUUUCGGUGUGUGUUGUUGCUCUUCAAAUCUUGUCAUUCAUUAAGAAUUCGAGCGAGGAGCAUUUGUUACCAUCAAAAUGCCACCCAAAAAACCACCGCCUGGACCUUCAAAGAAAGCCGAGGCGAAGAAGAAAGAGAAAGUUAUAGAGGACAAGACUUUCGGCUUGAAAAACAAGAAAGGCGCGAAGAAUCAGAAAUUCAUCCAGCAGGUUCAGAAACAGGUCCAGCAAGGUAAUCAGCCGCGGAAAGCUGCGGAAGAGAAGCCCAGUGAUCUCAAGAAGAAGAAGGAACAAGAGCUUGCUGAGCUCAACCAGUUGUUCCGACCGGUUAUUCAAAAAGCUCCGAAGGAUGCCGAUCCGAAGAGCGUCGUGUGCGCUUUCUUCAAGCAGGGGCUUUGCACAAAAGGGGCGAAAUGCAAGUUCUCUCACGACUUGGCACAAGAACGAAAAGCCGAAAAAAAGAAUAUGUAUCACGACGACCGGGAAGAGGACACCAUGGAGAACUGGGAUGAAGCGAAGCUCAGAGAAGCGGUCGAAAAGAAACACGGGGCAGCUGAGAAAGCCAUGCAGAAGACCGAUAUCAUUUGCAGGCACUUCCUUGAAGCGUUGGAGCUCAGUAAAUACGGAUGGUUCUGGGAGUGUCCGAAUGGAGGUCUGAAGUGUCAUUACCGGCACGCCCUUCCACCGGGCUUUGUUCUGAAGAAAGACCGCAAGAAAGAUGAGAAGGAUGACCAGAUCACAAUCGAGGAGCUCGUCGAAUCAGAACGGGCUGCUCUGGGACCGUACCAAACUAAAAUAACCCUGGAAAGCUUCCUUGCAUGGAAGCGGCGGAAAAUCGAGGAGAAGAAAGAGAACGCGCGUCAAGAAACAGAUCGGAAAAAGGCUGAAUUCAAAGCCGGGAACAAAAUCGGUCUCUCAGGGAGGGACAUGUUCACGUUCAACCCCGAUAUGGCCAACGAAGACAAUGAGGGCGAAGAUGGCGAGGCCUUCGACAUGCGACAGCGCGAAGACGAUCUCGACGGAACGAGCGAUAACGCAAGGGAGAUCGAUCUCGAAGAGAUCGCGAAAGCAGCGUCUAGCGGCCAUCUUCCCUGUGAAGGGACCGUGGCUGACAAACGUUACUGGGAAUUAGAGCCUCCGGAAGCCAAGAAAGCGGAGGUCCCCAUCAACGAAGAACUUUUCAAUGAGGAGGACCUGGAUGGCUUGGAAGACGAGUUGGACGAUCUUGAUGUGGAUGACGAUGGAGAUGAUGACGGAGACGAAGGGAGUGGGGCGAGGCUUUCCUAGCUGAAUUGUUAAAUACUGCUCGAGAUAAAGGGAGGUUUGUACUCGCUCGACGAAUUUAUAUGUUUCCGCAGAGACUCGUUUUCAUUCUAAUUCUACAUGAACGCAGGAUGGCGCUCUCGCAGUACCUUGACAGGUCGAAAGUUCCCCUGAAAGACUGGAGGCAACGAAAAAUUCCAAAAGACAGAGCCCCCGUAUUUAUUUCGAUUCGUGUACAAUU